Molecule: messenger RNA, 1841 nt
Organism: Hemicordylus capensis (graceful crag lizard)
Lineage: Eukaryota; Metazoa; Chordata; Lepidosauria; Squamata; Cordylidae
Gene: NOC4L
Product: nucleolar complex associated 4 homolog
Exons: 16
Coding region: 36-1673 (545 amino acids)
Biological process (GO): ribosome biogenesis
Cellular component (GO): small-subunit processome; Noc4p-Nop14p complex; nucleolus
Source: RefSeq, a predicted model, not a curated record
GGUUUCCUUCCGAGCACGCGGGGUCGAGAUCAGCCAUGGCGGCGGCGGCAGCGGCGGCAGGGACUGCUGGAGCCGAAGCCGCGCUGGCCGCCUGCCUGGAGGCGCUUCUGGGCAGCCGGAGCAGCGCCAACCGCGUCUUCGAGGUCCUGGAGUUGCUGCAGGCCGAGGAGAAGGAGGUGGUCCUCAGCGCCAUUCGCACUUGCAGCCGUCUCUUCGGGGCCUUUCUAGAGAGGGGAGAGCUGUUUGUGGGGAAGUUGCCUCCUGAAGAGGAAUUCCAGCAAGAGAACCACAGUGCAGAAGACAAAUACAAGAUAUGGAUGCGGCAUCGUUACAACAGUUGCCUCAACUGUCUGGGAGAGCUGAUGGGCCACCAGUCUUUUCAAGUCAAAGAGUCUGCCUUUUGUACCCUGAUGAAAUUUGUUGAACUGGAAGCUAAACAUCCUCUGGUUAAAGCUGAAUGGAGCUUCAAUUUCCCACAGGAGCUUUUGAAAUUGGUUGUGAAGAGCUUACUCCCGACGGAAGAAGAUUCCUCGCUCCUGGUUUCUCGCUGUCAAGAAUACCUGGAGUACGAUGACGUCCGGUUCUUCCUGAUGAAGGCGGUGGCUGAAAAUAUCGGAAACGUCAUGCAGAAGACCAAAGAGGUGCCCCUUCCAGUUUACCAGAGGAAUGUCUUCACCCUCAUUUCGUCCAUCGUCAUGCCAAGCGAAGAGAGCGAAAUCAAAAACUUCCUCGUGAAACAAGCUAACCAGGAGGAAUGGAAGGUGUCAAAGCUGAAGGAGCACAAGCGGGCCUUUGAGAGGAUGUGGCUUGGCUUUCUCAAGCACAAGCUACCUGGCAGCCUCUACAAAAAGGUGCUGGUCAUCUUGCACGAUUCCAUCCUUCCUCAUAUGAAUGAGCCCACCCUCAUGAUAGAUUUCUUGACAGUUGCCUACGAUGUAGGCGGAGCGAUCAGCCUUCUGGCCUUAAAUGGCCUUUUUAUUCUGAUUCUCCAUCAUAAUUUGGAAUAUCCUGGCUUUUACAAGAAGCUCUACAGUCUCCUUGACCCGUCCAUCUUCCAUGUGAAAUACCGUGCCAGAUUUUUCCGGUUAUUGGAUUUGUUCCUGUCUUCGUCACACCUGCCGGCGUACCUGGUGGCCGCCUUUGUCAAGCGCCUCGCCCGGCUGGCCCUCACAGCUCCGCCCGAAGCUCUGCUGAUGGUGAUCCCGUGUAUCUGCAAUCUUUUGCGGCGGCAUCCAUCCUGCAAGGUGCUCAUCCACAGGCCUGGGGGUCCUGAAGAUAUGUCGGAAGACCCUUACGUGAUGGCUGCGGAAGAGCCUUCGGAGAGCAGGGCUCUGGAGAGCUCCCUUUGGGAGAUAAAGACGCUGCAGAACCAUUACCACCCAGAAGUGGCAAAAGCCGCUGCUGUGAUCAACAUAUCUCUGUCCGAAAUGGAGGAGGACAUAACAGAGUUUUUGGAACUGACUGCCUAUGAGAAGCCAGGGAGGGAGCUUGGAACCUUCAUGCAGAUGCUCUUCCCAGGACGGCCCCAUCUCCUAAGGGGAAUAUCUUACAGCGCUCACACAUGUAGUCUCCCAUGCAAAUGCAAACCAUGGUGGACCCUGCUUAGCAAAGGGGACAGUUCCUGCUUGCUACCACAAGACCAGCUCUUCUCCCCAGGAGGCUCGAAUCAUUGAUCGGGAUAUCAAGAAAGAAACAACCGAUGUCCCGUUGGAAUUUCAGCAAGUCCGAGGUCUGUUUGGCAAGAAGGACGAUAUCUUCGCAGAGCACUUCGCGCUGGAAUGAUGAAAACCUUUAUUGAUGGGCUUUGUAAUAAAGUUUUUUUUUUAAAAAAAAAUUAAGAA